AACGUCGCUGCCUGCUUGGAACAGUGUUGUUUUUCUUCCUCUGGAGCUAGGUUCGAUUCAAUCACUCAACUUACGGCCCGUUUAUGGCGGCUAUCGACAAAGUUCGUGUCCUCGUUGUAGGCGAUUCCGGCGUCGGCAAAACAUCGCUCACGCACCUGGUUGCCAACAACGAGCCGCUGACCUCGCCGGGCUGGACCGUGGGUUGCGGCGUCGAGGUCAAACUGCACGAGUACAAGGAGGGCACUCCGUCCCAAAAUUCGUUCUUCGUCGAGCUGUGGGACGUUGGUGGGUCAAUCAGCCACAAAAACACCCGCGGCGUGUUCUACCAGCCAACGAAUGGGAUAAUUUUGGUGCACGACUUGACGAAUAGGAAGAGCCACGAAAAUUUGCAACGGUGGCUGAUUGAAAUCCUGAACAAGGACGGCAAGGAUGUGUUGAAGGGCGGUGACGCGUUCGACAUUGAUCCGGAGCAGUUUCUGGGCUCGACCCAGUUUAAAAAUUCUCAGAUACCGAUUUUGGUUAUUGGAACGAAGCUGGACCUGCUGGACGAGGGCCACAAAGGCAAGAUUUUGAACAAGACGAGCGCCGGCAGCAUAGCGGAACAGUGCGGCGCAGACGAGAUUUGUUUAAAUUGCCACGAGGCGCGUAGUUUGGCCGCUGGAACGACCGACGCAGUCAAGUUGUCCCGGUUCUUCGAUAAGGUGAUCGAGCGGAAGUACUACAGCAGGGACACCGCACGAAAGUACGCGUAUGGACCAAACAUUCCAGCCUCGUACAACGCCUUUGGAGUAAUGCAAAGCAGUUCUAGCACAAUGACGACGACGACGACGAGUUCUUACAAUCCGCUGCAAUCGGAGUCCGUUUCUUAGGUGCAAUAAAAUUGUUGAUUUAGUGAUUUAAA
Molecule: messenger RNA, 901 nt
Organism: Culex quinquefasciatus (southern house mosquito)
Lineage: Eukaryota; Metazoa; Arthropoda; Insecta; Diptera; Culicidae
Product: rab-like protein 3
Exons: 3
Coding region: 84-869 (261 amino acids)
Biological process (GO): intracellular protein transport
Cellular component (GO): endomembrane system
Molecular function (GO): GTPase activity; GTP binding
Source: RefSeq, a predicted model, not a curated record